AUGAAGAUGCAUCCACGAGCUGGUUGGAGCUGUGCGGUACAACCGCCGCAAUCGUCGCUUCUCCAGCUUCUCGCUUUGGUUCUCAUGUGUCUCUGCACGCACAUCACUUUCGUCAAAGCAGCCAUAGUGGACACAAGCGUGUGGCUGAACGCACCGGCGCCAGUGUGGCAGACCAUAAUAAGCACCCCGGAAGGGGAAUACGCCAUAAAGGCGAUGGCGCAGAUAGACUUUACGACUGCAGUUAAAAGUCUCGACAUCAGUGCAAGUGUCACUGUGAAGGCCUUGACGCCGUAUGUGUCGCCGACAAGCGGUCCGGCCUACGGCGCUGGCAUUUCAUUCUCUGUGACGACGAAUAGCUUGACAGAUUCCCAGGUACUUUCGGCAGUGCGCAGUUCUGCUCUGCCCAGCAUUAACAACUUCUUCGCAACUAGCGCGAGUCUUGUCGUAUUAGUCAAGGCGCUGGGGGCUGAUGGCCCGUCAGCCAUGGCCUCCGUUGGACAGAUGCUGCUACCGGUGACGGGGUCAACAUUUUUCUGGCAGGUGCUCCUCGAUACGCUCGCGACUGGAGGUUCUGCGGCCCCCAGUGUCUUCAUGAUGCCACUUCAGAUCGACAUGCAGGAUGCCGUGGACGUUACUGUACAGAGCUACCUCGCUGAAAUGACGCCGGCAACAAACCAAGUGAACGCGUCGAGCUUGUAUGUAUCAUACGCGGUCUGGGCUUUUCCUGGCACGGAGGUAGGCCCCAGUACGUCGUCGGACCUCGAAGAGCUCGUGAGGAAGUCUACGCUGCCUGAGUUUAACAAUUACAUGAGCACGCUGAAGGAUACCUACCCGGGUCUUCAGGCUUACUCGGAUCUUUUCCCUACAGAGGUGCGAUUUUGGACGCCGCCGUCUGGCAACCCCUUCGAUCCUGAGAGUACUAACCCGAAUGCCGACUUGCCAGCCCUUGCCAAUGACACGGGCGACUACUUUCUCCUGUUCCGCGGCGACGCUGGGACGUGGGGCCAAGUGUGGGAGCGCAACCGCCUUGCCGUCUCGGCAUCAAUCGAGAGCGCGAUUGAGAAGAGGCUGCAUCGACGUUCCUUCGUGAAUCACGUCUCUGUUAUCUCUGCUAAGACAGUGACAAGUGACUUGGAGCACAUUGCUGGGCUGCAGGUUCUCUGCCGUGUUGUACAGGGUAUCACGAGGAUCUCGAGUCACCUGUGGUCCCCUGAGGAGAUGGCGUCACUGCUGUUACAGGGAGACUACAGCGCCACGCAGGCCCUCUACUACUCGGGUGGCAGUGUACCCCCGGAGGGUCUGAUGCAGCCCCAUGCGGCGGUAGUUCAGCCGAUUCCGUUGGCGACCGUCCAAGACGCACCCGGCACGCUCGCCACAACAAGGGUGAGCUACGACUACAGCGUCACACUGAGCAAAGCGGUAGUCGGUAUUAUUUCCAUGGCUGCAGUAAUUGUCGGCAUAUCCCUCGUCGUAAUCAUCAUCGCAGUGGGCCUCUCCUUCUGCCCGAAGUACAUCGGCGGCGGCACCAACACGAAGUGA
Messenger RNA from Leishmania braziliensis MHOM/BR/75/M2904, 1539 nucleotides. RefSeq lists its product as hypothetical. The record is from RefSeq and is a predicted model, not a curated record. NCBI's taxonomy places the organism in Eukaryota, Euglenozoa, Kinetoplastea, Trypanosomatida, Trypanosomatidae. The coding region runs from base 1 to 1539 and encodes 512 amino acids. The transcript has a single exon.